Molecule: messenger RNA, 678 nt
Organism: Trichoderma breve
Lineage: Eukaryota; Fungi; Ascomycota; Sordariomycetes; Hypocreales; Hypocreaceae
Exons: 2
Coding region: 1-678 (225 amino acids)
Source: RefSeq, a predicted model, not a curated record
AUGAUCAUGGAUGCUCCUCCACCCAUCGUCAUUGGCCUCGAUGGCCUCAUCAAGCACUCUCUCCCACGCAUCGCCAAGUUUCGCAGUGCCGCAGCUACCAUGACAAAUUUUGGACGGUUAUCGCCAUUUCUUAAGCGUCUUCAAGUCAGCGUUCUGCUUCUGGGCACCAUCUACCGUAAGAUUUCGCAAUACGAUACGAUGCCGGGAUCCGACAUAUGUGUGGGCAUCUGUCAUGACAGCCUUGCGCAAACUCAAGGCAUGAUGGAAGCUGUGAUGCGAGCAGAUGAUGACAAUGCGUACAAUGUCGGCAGGGGGGUAUUGGUUGAGAGACUGCCUGAAGAGAUUGACUCUUUUAUUACUUCUGUGGAGCUUUUGAGAAGCACAUAUCGGGAAGCGCAAUACGAGUUUAUACUCCAAUCUAUGAAAGAGCUUACCGAACUAAAGCGCGACUACUCUGAUCAUUUGAAGCAGUGCACACACAAUCAAGCAAAACAAGCGAACAUUAAUACUACUAACACAACAAGCGAAGAUGAACGGACCUCGGGCUCGGAUAAUGGAACAAAUCUGACCGAGCCGGAAGUAGCAUCACCGCCUGGUUCCUCAGAGCGAAAAUCUAGGAAAGAAAAGAUGGCACCUGUAGAGGAUGCGGCUAUUGAAACCUCAGUACCGGUACAAUAG